AUGGGUAUUAAUCAGAUAUGGUCAAUUUCAUUACUUAUUACAGCAGGUAGUUUAGAUAUAUUAAAGUAUUUCGUUGAAGAUUUAAAGAUCAAAAGAGAAUUGUUAUGCUUUCCGGUGGAUGAUUGUGACAGUGACGAUGAUGUGAGAGAGGAUCUUUUGCAAGUAGCCAAUUUUGGAAAGAUGGAUAUCAUUCAAUAUCUCGAGAGUUUAGAUGAUUUUAAAGAUCAAUUCAACUAUGCAAAUGCCAUGCUUCAAUCUGUAUUUAGUGGAGAUAUUGAAUUGUUAAAAAUAACAGAAACAGAGGGUUGUUCAACAUCAUGCAAGGAUAAUGCAGCAUCUGGAAAUCAUUUAAAAGUUGUAAAGUGGCUUCAUGAAAAUAGAACAGAGGGUUAUUCUCCUGCUGCUUUUGACUUGGCAGUUAUACAUGGACAUACAAAACUGUUAAAUGGUUAA
Heterostelium album PN500 is the source of this 453-nucleotide messenger RNA. RefSeq lists its product as uncharacterized. Bases 1 to 453 code for a protein of 150 amino acids. Lineage: Eukaryota; Evosea; Eumycetozoa; Acytosteliales; Acytosteliaceae. The record is from RefSeq and is a predicted model, not a curated record. The transcript is spliced from 3 exons.